Phascolarctos cinereus (koala) is the source of this 4858-nucleotide messenger RNA. RefSeq names its product tensin 2 (gene TNS2). Lineage: Eukaryota; Metazoa; Chordata; Mammalia; Diprotodontia; Phascolarctidae. Gene Ontology annotation, molecular function: protein tyrosine phosphatase activity; protein binding. The record is from RefSeq and is a predicted model, not a curated record. Gene Ontology annotation, biological process: peptidyl-tyrosine dephosphorylation. Gene Ontology annotation, cellular component: focal adhesion.
CGCGGGGCGGAGGCGGGAGGCGAGCGGAGCUGCGCUUGGAAGCGCUCGGCCGGGGGUGGCUGCUGCGGUGGCGGUGGCUGCGGGUCCCUCCUCUCUCCAUCCCUCACUCUCCGCCCCGGCGGCGGGAUGGGCUGGGCUGGGGGCUCCCCCUGCUGCUGCCCCCCGCGCUCCCGCCCCUCAGGACGGCCCCCCAAGCCUGGGAAGGCUGAGCCACACAGUUUUAGGGAGAAGGUUUUCCGGAAGAAGCCACCAGCCUGUACUGCCUGUAAGGUGACAAUUGAUGGAACCGGGCUGGUAUGCCGAGUUUGCAAAGCGGCAGCACAUCAGAAAUGUGAGGCCAAGGUGACCACAGCGUGCCAGGCCCUGCCUCCUGUGGAGCUGAGGAGAAACACUGCACCAGUCAGACGCAUCGAGCACCUGGGAUCCACCAAGUCUUUGAAUCAUUCCAAGCAGCGGAGCACCUUGCCCAGGAGUUUUAGCCUGGACCCACUCAUGGAGCGCCGCUGGGACCUGGAUCUGACCUAUGUGACUGAGAGAAUCCUGGCGGCCGCCUUCCCAGGGAGGUUCGAUGAACAGAGACACCGAGGCCACCUUCGGGAACUGGCACACGUGCUACAGUCCAAGCACCGGGACAACUACUUGCUCUUCAACCUGUCAGAGAAACGGCAUGACCUGAACCGCCUGAACCCCAAGGUCCAGGACUUCGGCUGGCCUGACUUACACGCACCCCCCCUGGACAAGCUCUGCUCCAUUUGCAAGGCUAUGGAAAACUGGCUUAGCUCCAGCCCCCAGCAUGUGGUGGUUCUCUACUGCAAGGGAAACAAGGCCAAGCUGGGUGUCAUUGUGGCAGCCUACAUGCAUUACAGCAAGAUCUCGGCCAGUGAAGACCAGGCUUUGGCCACUCUCACCAUGCGAAAGUUCUGUGAAGACAAAGUGGCCUCUGAGUUCCAGCCCUCCCAGAGAAGGUACAUCAGCUACUUCAGCGGUCUCCUGUCUGGCUCCAUCAGAAUGAAUAGCAGCCCCCUAUUUCUCCACCAUGUGCUCAUGCCAGUCCUGCCUGCCUUUGAGCCAGGAACAGGCUAUCAACCAUUCCUCAAGAUCUAUCAGUCCAUGCAACUCGUCUAUACGUCUGGAGUCUAUCACAUCUCAAACCCAGGGCCCCAGCAGCUUUGCAUCAGCCUGGAGCCCGCACUUCUCCUCAAAGGUGAUGUCCUGGUGACAUGUUAUCAUAAGGGGGGCCGGGAGUCAGAGCGGACCCUUGUGUUCCGGGUUCAGUUCCACACAUGUACCAUUCAUGGACCCCACCUUACCUUCUCCAAGGACCAGCUGGAUGAGGCCUGGACUGAUGAGAGAUUCCCCUUCCAAGCCUCAGUGGAAUUUGUCUUCUCCUCUGGCCCUGAGAAAAUAAAAGGUCGGGAACCUCCACGAAAUGAUGCAUCUGUUUCUGUUGACUACAACACCACAGACUCAGCUGUUCGCUGGGAUUCCUAUGAGAACUUUAACCAGCACCAUGAGGACAGUGGGGAUGGUUCCCCACCCCAUACGCGGGGACCUCUGGAUGGCAGCCCUUAUGCCCAGGUACGGCGGGCCCCCCGGCCUUCCCCGCCAAGGCCCUCCCCAGAACACCCCCCACCUCCACUCCUCUCUGUCAGCAGUGACUCAGGCCAUUCUUCCACCUUGACUGCAGAGCCCCCAGCUGACUCCCCCACUCGACCUCCUCCUACUCCUGCAGAGCGUCAGGAGCUGGAGCGACUUCUGGGAGGCUGUGGAAUAGGUGGGGUGGGCCAGGGAGUGGGCCGGGAGACUGCCAUUUUGGAUGAAGAGGACCAGCUGCUCCCUGGGAGUGGUGCCCCGCUUGGAGUCUACCAGAGCCAGAGGCCCGUCCUGAGCCGACACUGUUCCUGUCGCCAUGGCUAUAGAGAGCCCUGUGGGGCUCCCAAUGGAGGUGGCUACUACAGGCCAGAGGGGACCUUGGAAAGAAGGCGGCUGGCCUAUGGGGGUUAUGAGGCCCUCCCUCAGGGCUAUGGGGAGGUCCCCCUGGAGAAAAGACAGCUCUGCCGAUCCCUAUCUGAGGGACCAUAUCCUUACCCACCAAAGCUGGGCAAACAGGCCAAUGGGGAAUUUAGCUACCGUCUUCCUGGCUACCGAGAUGUAGUGAUCUUGGAGGAUGGGGGUCUGCCCACUUUGUGCCCAUGCCCAGCCUGUGAAGAGAAACUGGCACUGCCCACAGCUGCCCUCUAUGGCCUACGACUGGAGAGGGAGGCAGGUGAGGGGUGGACGGGAGAGCCAGGGAAGCCCUUACUACACCCUCUACGGACCAGGCACCCAGUACCACUGCUAAUGCCUACUUAUGGACACCACCAUGCUACAGUGCCUGACUACAAUUGUCUGAAGCAGCCUAAGGCCGGAGAGGAUGGUCACGAGGGGUACCCCUAUGCUCUCUGCCCUGAAGGAAGGUACGGGCACCCAGGGUACCCUACCCUGGUGGCAUACAGCAGUGGGGGAGCGAUGCCCGGGUACUGCCCCGCGUAUGGGCGGUCAGCCCGGGGUUAUGUGUCACCCAGUGAGAGCAGAGGGUAUCCCAGCCCUGGAGUCCACUCUCCCUGUCCUGGCUCCAUCUUGCCAGGAAACCCCUCCUACCCACCAUCCAGCAAGCUGAGUUACGAGAUACCUCCUGAGGAGGGAGGGGAUGGGUACCCAUUGCCGGGGCACCUGGCUCAGACAGGCAGCUUGGCACCUACAGAUUCACCAGAACCAGGCUUAUGGCAGGAGGGCCCCAGUGGGCAUAUUCCCAUUCCCCGGCCAACCCUAAAUGCGCAGGGUAUAGAGAGUGCCCCAUCGGAUCUGUCUGGCUCCCCCACUCCUCUUCAUACCAGCAGCCCAGUCCAGGGCAAGGAAAGCCCUCAGAAUCGAGAAAGUCGAUCCCCUAGUCUGGUACCUGCCUUGAGACUGAAUCCAGAAGUAGCUCUCUCUGCUCCCCAGGGGAGCAUUGAAAAGACUCCAGAUCUGCCUUCAACGAGCGGGACUGAUCCCCCGCCCUCUGGCCCUUUCCAUUCGGCCUCUCCUUCCAGCUCCCCCAGGGACUGGCCUCAGGAGAGGAGCCCGGGCGUGUACUCUGGCAGUGCCAAUCCCCGGGCCCCAGUGCCUACCACGCUGCCUGGCCUCCAUCAUGCCACCUGGCAGGGUCCUCGUGGUCCCUCGGACAGUCCGGAUGGAUCGCCCCUCACACCUGUGCCUGCCCCCGAGCCCCCACAAAGCUCACCCACACCUGCCUUUCCUCUGGCCGCCUCCUAUGAUUCCAGUGGUGCUGCCCAGCCCCCGUCACCUGAGAAACGGCACCCCCCAGCAGCUGGGCAGCAGGAGGGCCGAGUGUGGGGUGGGGAGCGCACAUCUCCGCCAGGCAGAGGGAACAGUCAUCGCGUCACCUUUGCUCCCCUGCUUCCGGAUGAUGCCCCCGGUUCUGCAGAGCCCCCUUCCCAAGAGAGCCAGAGCAAUGUCAAGUUUGUACAGGACACAUCCAAGUUCUGGUAUAAACCACACCUGUCAAGAGACCAAGCCAUCUCCCUGCUGAAGGACAAGGAGCCUGGUGCAUUUCUGAUACGAGACAGUCAUUCCUUCCAAGGGGCAUAUGGGCUGGCACUCAAAGUGGCUACACCUCCACCCAGCGCCCAGGCCUGGAAAGGUGACCCCUUGGAACAGCUGGUCCGUCAUUUCCUCAUCGAGACAGGACCCAAAGGGGUGAAAAUCAAGGGAUGCCCCAGUGAACCCCACUUUGGCAGCCUGUCGGCUCUGGUCUCCCAACAUUCUAUUGCCCCCAUCUCCCUUCCCUGCUGCCUCCGAAUCCCCAGUAAAGAUCCCCUGGACAAGACCCCUGAGGUUUCAGUGCACACCAACAUGAGCACAGCAUCAGACCUCCUGCGGCAGGGAGCAGCCUGCAGUGUAUUGUAUCUGACCUCCGUGGAGACAGAGUCCCUGACCGGCCCCCAGGCUGUGGCCCGGGCCAGUUCCGCUGCUCUGAGCUGCAGCCCCAACCCAACUCCAGUCACCGUCCACUUCAAGGUCUCAGCCCAAGGCAUCACCCUGACGGAUAACCAACGGAAGCUCUUCUUCAGGCGACAUUACCCAGUGAACAGCAUCACCUUCUGUAGCAUAGACCCACAGGACAGAAGAUGGACCAACACUGAUGGAACCACCACUAAGAUCUUUGGUUUUGUGGCCAGGAAGCCGGGCAGCCCCUGGGAAAACGUAUGUCAUCUCUUUUCGGAGCUUGAUCCCGACCAGCCAGCUGUUGCCAUUGUCACUUUCAUCACCAAAGUUCUGCUGGGUCAGAGAAAGUGAAGAGGGGGUGAAGGCGACCACACCCAUAUUAACUGUGCCCUUCCUCUCCCAGCCCCCCCCACUGACCUUUCCCCUCACAUGGAUUAAGGAAAAAGCAGCCCUUGCCCCCAAGCACAAGCAAGGGGCUUCCUGUGACACUCCCCACUCCCUACCCCCACCGCCACCCCCAGCCUGCCACACAGACCAGAUGAGCAUAGGAGAUGGCAACUGUAGGUGAGCAGAGGGGAAGGGGAUAGCUCGGGUGCAGCAGGGGUGGUGUCAGAAGGUAGGCCACAGAGGGGUCCGGGAUGGCCCUGCCCGAGAGGACCCAGGUCUGGGAGGGGCUGCAGCACUGCCAGCUCCCCCCCAGCUGCAGGCCAGAGCGGAGUCAAAGGGAGAGAGGGAAGGGGGGAGGACUGUGCCCCUCCUCCUGCUUCCUCCCACUAAACAGAGAGAGAGAGAGAGCAGGAUGGGAUUAUAUGAAGAAAAAAAAAAGAAAAAGAGUCUAUUUUUGUCUAAUAAAGAAUUUCUAUGAGCUUUA